AUGGAUAAAUAAUAAGAAGCCAAUUAUAUAUUUUUAAGUCAUGAUUAGCCAAAACAUAAUUGGAGAAUUAUAUGUAAAAUACAUAGUUUAUGAAAUUUUAGGUCCAUAUAAGCAAUAGCUAUAAUUUGGAACCCCAUUUUUGAUUUAAGACACUUCUAAUGGAUAUUAUAUGAAUAUAGAUAUGUUUAAUCCAAAAAACAAUGAGAGCAACGAGUUUGUAGUUGUAUUAAAAAAGAAUAUUGAAACUACAUCUUUAUGGGUAGUGUAUUAUAUGAAAUGA
Messenger RNA from Paramecium primaurelia, 280 nucleotides. The record is from the annotation of a GenBank genome assembly. Lineage: Eukaryota; Ciliophora; Oligohymenophorea; Peniculida; Parameciidae.